AGCUCAUCCUCCAAGGCAGCUCGAUCACUUCCCAAGCGCGCGACGGCGACGACACCACCCCCAUGGUCCGGUGCGCGCCCUGUUCCUCGCACAGAGGGCGUCGCGAGCGAAACUAAAACCAAGGUCAUCGAGGAGGAUGCCCAAGAUCCGCACUUCUUGUCCAAGCUCAGUCAGCUCGGUCAGGUGAAGGUGGACCACAACAUGCAGACAACGCGCCCUGCAACUGUCGCCAGCCAGAUGUACAAAACGCGCGUCCAGUCUGAAACAGACGCGGAAUCACCGACGCCAAUACGCAACCGCAUGCCAGCGCCCCGGCUCAGUCUCCUGCUUGACCAGCGCAAAUCAGUCAAGACGCGACGUGAUAUGGAGUUCCUUGCGGCUCGGUACGGGCUGGAUUUGGACAUGCUGGAUGCAGUCGCCAAGUUCGUGAACACGCCUAGCGUGCAGCAGAGCGAUAUGGCGAGAUCGGUGGGCGCUGCCGACCACAAGCAGAUUCUGCGGGCUGUUUGGGUAGAGCCGACUUUGAAGGGCUAAAGACAACAAGCUCGGACUGGUCUGCUCACAUUCUAUUAGAACAAGAUACACCGAGCAUAGUAUGCACAUCCUAGAGACAGAUAGGUAGAGGUACAUAUGUGAGUAGUACAUAUGUGGAUGAUGGUACAGAGAGAAUAAGAUAAAACAGCCCCUGCGAGCUGCUGCAAAUGCCAGAUACGAGAAACACGCGCAAUCAAGCCGUGGCCUUCUUCGCAUUUGACCGCGGCUUCGGUGCUGCACGAGAGGUCUGAACAAACAAUCAGCAAUCGCUCUGGCUUCCAGUUGAUGAUUCGUACCUUCUUUGCGGGGGCGGCCUUGGCUGCAACCUUGGCUUUGGUCGCAGGUGCAGCCUUCUUGCCAGUCACUGUCUACAAAGUUUUCAGCAUCGGAUCUCACAAGACGAACAAAUACACACCUUCUUGACUGCAGCGGCCUUGGAUGAGGUCUUCUUCGCAGGAGCAGCCUUAGUGGCCUUGCCUGCGAGGACCUUCUUGGUGGGAGCAGCCUUGUCGGCCUUGGUUGUAGUGGUCUUCUUCGUCGUCGACACAGCCUUUGCUUUGGUAGCCACGGGCUUCGUCGCAGCCUUUGCCUUAGGUUUAGCUGCUGGUUUGGAUGCAGCAGCCUGGGGCUUGGUGGCCUUGGU
Molecule: messenger RNA, 1177 nt
Organism: Mycena citricolor
Lineage: Eukaryota; Fungi; Basidiomycota; Agaricomycetes; Agaricales; Mycenaceae
Source: the annotation of a GenBank genome assembly